UAAUAAUCUGUGGCAGCUCCCUGAAAUUUGAAAAUUUCUAUCAAUUACCUAGUUGUUUGAUGUUGAUUAUUACUAAUUUGAAUUUAUAUAUAAAAUAAUUAGAAUGGCUUCUGGACUCGAAAAUUACGUGAAUCAAACAGUGUCGGUAAUAACUUCGGAUGGACGUAAUUUUAUUGGCACCCUUAAGGGCUUUGACCAAACAAUAAAUAUUAUUUUAGACGAAUCUCACGAAAGAGUGUUUUCCUCCACAAGUGGCGUCGCUCAAGUAGUACUUGGACUUCACAUAAUCAGAGGAGACAAUGUGGCAAUAGUCGGGCAAAUAGACGAGUCAAUUGAUAGCAGAUUAGACCUCGGAAACAUCAAGGCAGAACCACUUGGACCAAUGGUACAUUAGAACUAGUUAAUAAAUGUUUUGUUAUCAA
Molecule: messenger RNA, 422 nt
Organism: Bombyx mandarina (wild silkworm)
Lineage: Eukaryota; Metazoa; Arthropoda; Insecta; Lepidoptera; Bombycidae
Product: U6 snRNA-associated Sm-like protein LSm8
Biological process (GO): mRNA splicing, via spliceosome
Cellular component (GO): U4/U6 x U5 tri-snRNP complex; precatalytic spliceosome; U6 snRNP
Molecular function (GO): mRNA binding
Source: RefSeq, a predicted model, not a curated record